GCAGGAGGCAUUUAUCUAAGCAGAGUGCACAGCAACAGUGGAAGAUGCACAGAGUGAGCCUGCCAGAAUCAGGGAGACAUCCAUGGGAAUUGACAGAAGCUCCAAGCUCUUGCUUAGCCUUACUGCACUACUGGGCUUGGUUUACAACUGAGACUACAGCUUUAGAAUUACAGAGACUUCAAAUUAAAACUCUCUCUGAAAGGGAACACAUCUUUGACAACUCCUGUCAUCACAGAGCACAUUGACAUCCUGCAUAGCAUUUUGUAAACUGGAUUAUGACGUCUCUUCUCGGACUACGGUCUCAAGAGGAUGGAGCAGUCAACGCAGACCUUCACUGAGGACUAAAGAGAGACUUCAUCAUCCCAUAACCUGUCCUCUUCAGACCACACUCCAGCUUCAGCCAACCACAACCAGCUCCACAAAGUCCCCUCCACAACCACCCAGUCUCAAGGUCCCAUUAGGAACCCCUGCUGCAAGAACAGGGACCAACACAAGGGUCACAAGUCAGGGAUCAUGGGGUCACUGGGCUGAGGGAUAGCGCGCAGAUCUCUAUCUCACAUUUAAGUAUGUUGUUCAUUGAUCCCCACUGCAUUGUAUUAUAAUGCGCAAAUGGAUGCUGACAUGGAACCUUCAAUAUCUGUUCCCGGGACUGUACCUGCACGCAAUCUUCUUGUUCGGCAGUGUGUGUGUGGUCUACAGUGACUGCACUCCAGAGCAACUUGCUGCCAUCAUGAACUGCUCCAAACACGAGCGCCACACGAGGAACUACGACUACAUGGAGGGCGGGGAUGUGCGCAUUCGUCAGUUGUUCAGCCGCACACAGUGGUUCCUAACAAUUGAUGACUUUGGCAACAUCACCGGGACUCAAGAUCCCACCAACUGCUACAGUAUCCUGGAGAUCAGGACAGUGUCUGAGGGGGGUGUACUGGCUAUCAAAGGCGUGAAGAGUCAGUAUUAUAUCUCUAUGAACAAGGCUGGACAGCUGCAAGGCAAGAGGAUCUACAAUGAAAACUGCAACUUCAAGGAGGUUUUCCUAGAAAACUACUUCAAUGCUUACUCCUCUGCAAAGUGGACUAAAAAUGGCAAAGAAAUGUUCAUAGCUCUGUCUCAGAAAGGACGGCCAAUGCGAGGCAAGAAGACUAGGAGGGAGCAUAUAGCAUCUCACUUCAUCCCUAUUAAGUGCAGGGAGGAGGACCGGAGGGUGGACUGAAAAAGCUAAAAAGGACUAUUUGUGUAUGAUUUCCGUCACAUAUUAUAUAUGUUAACAGACACAUGUAAACUCAUUACCAACAUCACGCUCCACAAUCAGUCGUACGUUAGUUAUAUAAGGUUCCAUAACAUGUUGUAAUUUUCAUAAGCAACCGAUAUCAGAUGGGCACAUCAAACUAUUCCAAACAUCCUCAAACACGAUGUCGAAACAAGGAAAUAUUUGACAUAGCUUCAACUGGUACACCAACCGUAAAACCACUAAAGUCUACUCAAUGUUAUUGUUAUUUUGAGUUAAAUAUUAUAUUUCCUUAUAAAACAGUUAAGUGUUUUCUUAUAAAACAGUAAAAUGUAUUACGCACAGUCGGGACUGUAUCCUUUUCCAAAGAUGAUCUACACCCAGCCAGAUGAGGAGACCUGAAUGAUCAACAAAGAGGUCCAGAACAGAGAUUUGGCUCGACCAAGAUGUGCUGAAGCAAGCUGGACUUGUCUUUUUUUUUUUACUGGUACAAGUGCUCAGAGCACACACAACAGAGGCACAAUAAACUACAAUGGCAUGUUCAGUAAAAUUAGAGUUUGUAGGACAAUCUGUUUGUGGAUGAUCUGUUUUGAUCUGUCUGUCCUUCUUGCAUUGAUGACCAGACUGUGGUCGAAUGCAUUGUAGCUGCUCACUGAUUCCCUCUUCAUUAUCAAGGUGUGAUUUUGAAAAGCUAAAAUAUUCUGCUGCUGCUGAAAUGAUAUCCAGAUUAAAAUACAAAGUGAACUACAUAAUAAAUGUGUAUGCUAUGCAAUCUCUUUCCAUCAGAGUUAAUAAUUAUGUUUGCCAAAAGAUCACAUAUUUAUGAAUAAGGAGACGUUUUUUGAGUUUUGUCAAGACAUUACAAGUAUGACUACAGCCCUAUUUGCAUGGGACUAGUCUUACCUGGGAACCUUGUGAUUUAGAAAUCACACCCCCAAUGGCGAAGUCUGUAUUUUACUCGAAUUUACUGGCCUCAUCCCCAGGCUAUGAUGCUACACUAAUCUGCCACACACUGUCAUGUUAUCCAUCUCAUCAUCGUUCAAGAUUUCUCUCUUCUAAUUGAUUUGAUAUUGCUUUUUCUGCAUGCUGUGCACCCAAAAUGCUGUCAAAACACUGAUGUAUAACCGUCAAUGCAGCCUUUAUAGUUCUCAACUGGUGAAGACGCAGAAACAAGGUGUGGAGAAAACAGAAAACCUAAAUACAACCCCAAAUCACGAAGAUUUUACUUGACAAAUUAUGGACUUGACAUGAGAUUAAAAUCACAAAUGACCUCUGAAUUUAUUGCAAAUUAUCAGAGGUCAUCAUGUAAUGCUAGUCCCGUGCAAAUGAGCUUUCAACAAAAAAUGUAGGGAGGUGCAUUUAUCUUUAACAUGUCUAACACUCCUUUCCACUUUCCAUCUGAAAAGGCCAAGUAUCUGCAUGACAUCAUUACAAUAUCCCAAUACAGGCCCUAAAAUAACAUUACAUUAUCAUUCAUAGUUGUAAGUUAUUUAUAUAAAACAUUUGAGUUGUAUGUUAAAGUGUCCAUUUUCCUUACAAUGUGCAAUAUUCUACCAGUUUCUCAUGUUUUUUUUUUUUUUUUUUUUACCACUAGGGGGUAUUAAGGACUCUAAGCAAGCUCACAAACUUGCCUGUCAAAUUUUGAUGUAUUCCAAUAUUCACAGGUACUCUUUCCUGCUUUGGUCUGACAGUUUUGGUAUCUGGUUGACUUGCUGAAUGUUUCACCUUUCAUCAGCAAGCUGGUUUUUCACACCAGACACCUUCUAAUGUACCACCCCAGUCUGUGAGCAGUGUUGAUUUUUAAUGGAUCUGGCAGUACUAGCAACUUAUGACUUAAUGCAUGAAAUGAACCAUGCUUUUAUUCUGCCACAUAUAAAGCUAUGAAGCUGAAACUCUGGAGAAAGGUGAAGAGAACUGUAUUCAACCCACAAACUGUGAUAAAAAUUCAACACACUCUCAAUAAAUCCAAAUGAAAAAUGGAAUAAAAAAGUUUUUUACUAUUUGCAUGCUGACCAUUAAUAAGAAAGAUGACUUUGUUAUUCAGUAACAACUUUUAAAAUAUCUGUAAUCUUACAUGA
Molecule: messenger RNA, 3303 nt
Organism: Epinephelus fuscoguttatus (brown-marbled grouper)
Lineage: Eukaryota; Metazoa; Chordata; Actinopteri; Perciformes; Serranidae
Gene: fgf7
Product: fibroblast growth factor 7
Exons: 4
Coding region: 602-1210 (202 amino acids)
Biological process (GO): positive regulation of epithelial cell proliferation; lung development; positive regulation of peptidyl-tyrosine phosphorylation
Cellular component (GO): cytoplasm
Molecular function (GO): type 2 fibroblast growth factor receptor binding; growth factor activity
Source: RefSeq, a predicted model, not a curated record